UAUGGGUGUUGUGCGUUUCCUUUUUGUUGGCUACAAAAUUUCAGAUUGGUUAGUUGGUAGGUCACACAAUAGCUCGAUAGCCUAUGAGGACAGCUUCUUAAAAAAAGAAGACGAAGACUAUUUUUUGACGUUUAGGAGUGCUAUAACUUCAAUUUUACAAAUAAAUACAUUCUUUAAACUCUUCAAAAAUGUUAAAAAUAUUCAGAUUGUACAACAUUCAUAGGACGACACGACUCAACAAGACUAUACAACCCUUGUUUACUCUUACAAAAUGUGACCGACAUUCAAGUCUUCAAAGUGUAUCCAGAAAAUAUGAAAGAAAGAAAAGAGAAAACUACAAUUCCCAUAUCAAUAUACCUGGAAUGAUCUUCACCUUGGGCUUGGGAGUGGUAUUUUGCGAAAUAAAACUCUUUGAUAGAGAUGAAAAGAAAUUAUUCAAAGGUUGUAUGUUUGGUUUAACACAUGAAGUGAGAAGGUUGAUCAAAGAAGGGGUUGAUGUCAAUAAACGACAUCAUUUGGGAUGGACUCCACUCCUGGUUGCUACAAUAAAUGAACAACAUGAUAUUGUUGAAAUUCUACUCAGAGCAGGGGCUGAUCCAAACUUAGCUGAUAACUACAUAAAUGCUAAUAGAACAGCACAUGAAAAAGGAAUGCACCCUAUUGAAGUCUUAAUGAUUCGUGAUGAAGAAUUCUCAAGCAGCUUGAAUAAUAAAGCAACAUUCUUAGGAUUCACUGCUCUCCACUAUGCUGUUUUAACUGAUAACUUAGAAAUUGUGAAGCUUUUAUUAAAGCAUGGUGCAAAUCCAAUGAUAGAGAAUGACAUUGGGCACACUCCUAUGAUGUAUGCCAAAGAUGAUGAUCUGAAACAAUUCCUGGAAAAGGAAAUUGCAAUUUAUGAGGAUAAGCUGAAGGAAAAAGAAAUGGAAGAAAGAAGGAGGUAUCCCUUAGAAGAAAGGUUACAUAAACACAUAGUAGGCCAAGAGGGAGCAAUAGCUAUUGUUGCAGCAACUAUCAGAAGGAAGGAAAAUGGUUGGGCUGAUGAUAAUCACCCUUUGGUAUUUCUUUUUUUGGGUUCAUCAGGUAUUGGCAAGACAGAGUUGGCUAAGCAACUGGCAGCUUAUAUUCACAAAGACAAACAGCAAGCUUUCAUUCGUUUGGAUAUGUCAGAAUAUCAAGAAAAACAUGAAGUCGCAAAACUCAUCGGAGCCCCACCAGGUUACAUAGGCCACGAUGAUGGGGGUCAACUGACGAAAAAACUGAAAAAGUGUCCUAAUGCAGUCGUCCUGUUCGAUGAAGUGGAUAAGGCCCAUCCGGACGUGCUGACUGUUUUGCUGCAACUUUUUGACGAAGGUCGACUGACUGACGGCCAAGGAAAGACCAUCGAAUGCAAAGACGCCAUUUUCAUAAUGACUUCGAAUUUGGCGAGCGAUGAAAUCGCUAGCCACGGACUCCAGUUGAGGAAGGAAAUUGAGAAACUCAAGCAGGAACGAUUGAGUGUAAAAGAUUCCAAAGAGAAUGAACAACAUAUUUCCGAUAAUAUUACAAUAUCUCGGAAAUUCAAAGAUGAGGUGGUGAAGCCCAUUCUGAAAAGGCAUUUCAAGAGAGAUGAAUUUCUGGGCAGGAUAAACGAAAUCGUUUAUUUCCUGCCAUUUUCGAGGAAUGAAUUGAUCCAGUUGGUUACUUGGGAAUUGCAAUGUUGGGCCCAAAGAGCUAAAGAUAAACACAAAAUCGAGAUAAAAUGGGAUAGGAGCGUAGAAUCGGCCCUGGCAGAUGGCUAUGACGUCAACUACGGUGCCCGAUCCAUCAAGUACGAAGUCGAACGCAGGGUGGUAAACCAGCUGGCGGCCGCCCACGAGAAGGGCCUCAUCGGCAAAGGAUGCACCGUGCAGGUUAGCGCCAUCUGGCCGGAGAACUGCGAAUCGGCCGAAAUCAGCCUGAGGGUGCGCAAGAAGGGCCUGAAGGAUUUCGUGGAGAUCGACCAAACCGGGCUGACCUUGAAGAAUUUGGCCUCGAUAUUUCGAUGAGCUGUUCUCAGUUAACACCAACCAUUGGCCCAGCAUUUGUAAAGCACACACUUCUCCGGGGAGUGCAUGAACUUUCUCGGCGUCCAGGUGUCC
This is a messenger RNA of Phaedon cochleariae (mustard beetle), 2117 nucleotides long. The record is from the annotation of a GenBank genome assembly. NCBI's taxonomy places the organism in Eukaryota, Metazoa, Arthropoda, Insecta, Coleoptera, Chrysomelidae.